GGGCGAAAGCCAACAGAAACAACAAUAAUUUGUAUUUAUUUGACUGUUUAUUCGUAUGGUUUUCAUCCAAGUAAUAACUAUACAUAGUAUAACAAAUUUGCAAAAUUAAAAAAGGAAGACUCUGUUUAAAAAAAAAAAGCGUCCGUGUUAUCUCCGUGUACCAAAUGGAGGCGAUCGUUAUUGUAGAUAAAAGUUCGUUUCGGAACUGUAAACAUUUUACCAGAAACUGGACAGUGGGGCAAAUUGUCUUGUAGAUUGAGAAAAAAGUCCAAGUUUUUGUUUGCUGCUGGAUAUGUUUUAUACCGACAAAAUUAAUUUAAAUUACAAAAAACAGUUUAAUGCAUCAUGGUCAUUAAUCUUUAACGUUAGUUAUAUAAAUUAUCAAAACUAAUCAACUUAAUUUUACUACACAUUGUUUCUUUAUCAAACGUAAAAUAAAUUUAUAUUUAGGGAUUAUCUUCAAUAUCUGUAAAGUGUACUGGAAUAAAUUAUCAGACUGUUGUUAAUAUUUGUGAUAUUAUUAUGGUACCCAUCUAAUAUUUUAAAUUAAAACGACCUUCAAGAAGUAAAAAUAAGAAUUAAAUUAUUUCCAGUAACAUCUGCUGUAGCGAUUACAAUACAUUAAAACUAUUACAAUUAAUUAUGAUCAUUGAUACCCCAUUGUGGAAUAUCAGCAAUGAGGAAGGUUUGGAAACAGCAGCCUCCACAGUAUAUGAACCAGCUGAGGACACAUUUCUAAUGCUAGAUGCCUUACAACUGGACCUUGAACAUAUAGUUAUUGAUCGACUGACUUGUCAAAAUAAAGCUGUUGCAGAUCCAUGUUUAAAACGUGGACUAUUAUUAGUUGUUGAACUAGGUUGUGGUGCUGGUCUUUUAACUGCUGCUGUUGGUAAAGCUCUCCAUAGUUGUGAAUCCGUUGGGGUUCAUUGCUUGGCAGUUGAUGUAAACCCAGCUGCUUGCCAUGCUACAGCUCAAACAUGCCAACUCAAUGGUGUCCAGGUAGAUGUGAUCCAUGGCGAUUUGCUAACAUGGAUGCGGCAUUUUGAACCUACCAACGCAAUUAGUGAUCACAGUAAUGUAUAUGGCCCCAUUGAUAUACUCUUAUUUAACCCUCCAUACGUACGAGGCCCUGAUGGUGAACCUGCAUUAUCACCUACAACAACAAAAAUCGACCAGAAAGAUCAGGUUGCACAAGAUCAAUUGUUAUCUAUUAUGGCAGAUGCUGCUUGGCUUGGUGGUGGUCCAGACGGUGUAGACGUGCUUAAGCGGGCCUUGCAUCAAGCGGCUGAUUUGUUAUCUGAACAAGGGGUGUUUUAUGCCUUGAUGAUUGACUACAACUACAGAGCACUUGUGCGUGAUGAAAUGGAAGCCCGUCAAAAAUGGACCACCAAUAAUGACAUAAUCUAUAAAAAAACUUCAGCUGAUGAUGUCAUUCUGACAACUUUUGGUAGUAACUCCACUAACAGACCUCUUGCAUGUCACAAAAUCUUGUCUCGUCAUGUACCAGGAGAGCGUUUGGCAGUCUACCGAAUUUACCGCCCACAUAUUUAGAACUCUACCUCUGACAAUAAUUGAUUAUUAUUGCUUGCUAUAUUUGUGUUCACUUUAAAUCAAUAUUCCAAAAGAUAUAAUUGUUAUUUAAUUUUAAAAAUGAUUAAGUACAUUAUUAUUACAAUUAAUACUGUUUAUUUCAGUCACAUAUACAUUUACUAAGAAAAA
This is a messenger RNA of Sipha flava (yellow sugarcane aphid), 1719 nucleotides long. It is a transcript of the gene HemK2, whose product is annotated as hemK methyltransferase family member 2. The transcript has 5 exons. Gene Ontology annotation, biological process: methylation. NCBI's taxonomy places the organism in Eukaryota, Metazoa, Arthropoda, Insecta, Hemiptera, Aphididae. Gene Ontology annotation, cellular component: eRF1 methyltransferase complex. Gene Ontology annotation, molecular function: S-adenosylmethionine-dependent methyltransferase activity; nucleic acid binding; protein methyltransferase activity. The record is from RefSeq and is a predicted model, not a curated record. Bases 643 to 1551 code for a protein of 302 amino acids.